Entrophospora sp. SA101 is the source of this 567-nucleotide messenger RNA. The record is from the annotation of a GenBank genome assembly. NCBI's taxonomy places the organism in Eukaryota, Fungi, Glomeromycota, Glomeromycetes, Entrophosporales, Entrophosporaceae.
UAUCAUUUGGAAAUAAAUAUGAAAUAUGCUCAACAAAACCCAUCAUUAAGUAAUAAACGUGCAUCAUUGCACUUAUUAUUUGGUAAUAGAGCUAUAGUGGAUAUUAUUGAUGGUAUUGAAUUAGAAGAAUUGGCAAUAAAUAGUAAUAAUUUUCUGAAUAUAACCUAUUUGUUAUCACAUCCACCUGAAGGUUGGUUAGGAAUUGAAGGUAGACUUGAUCAGUUGAUAAUUGAUAAAUGGUUAAAAUCACAGAUUGGUAUGGUUAAUCACAAUAAUGAUAAUAAGGAUAAGAGCGUCCUUAUUUCUUCUAAUAAUAAUAACAAGAAACAUCAUCAUUCAAAAUCAAAUUCUUUGAAUGAUUCAUUAAGUAAUAUUGCAUCAUCAGUAAUUCAUAAAUUUUCAAAUUCAAAUUUACGCAAAUAUCCACCAGAAUCUAAUCAUAUCCCUUCUAAACUUGGUCCUAAUAGUAAAAUAUUUGUUUGUGGUCCACCUAAUAUGAUGAUUGCUGUUGAAAAAUCAUUAAAGAAUCUUGGAUAUCAUGAAAAUGAAUUUAUAUUAUUAAUUUAG